This is a messenger RNA of Diatraea saccharalis (sugarcane borer), 4196 nucleotides long. The record is from the annotation of a GenBank genome assembly. Lineage: Eukaryota; Metazoa; Arthropoda; Insecta; Lepidoptera; Crambidae.
AUGACAACAUUUUAAAGAAUUUUUGCGCGCAACGGAGGCCGCGGUGUGCGCAUGUCUCGCUCUUUCUUGUUAGAAAUCACGAGUUUCUAAUAAAUAAUGGCUUCGGCAGCAACAUCGAAGCAUACAGAGUUAAACGGCGAGAUGUCGUCGUGUGUCUGUCCGUGCAAAAAAUCUAAAAUGGAUAGUAAUAAAGUGACUGUUGUGUUAGGUGCUCAGUGGGGUGAUGAAGGAAAAGGGAAAUUAGUGGAUUUGCUCGCCGUCAAUUCUGAUAUAGUUUGCCGCUGUCAGGGUGGUAAUAACGCUGGUCACACUGUAGUCGUCGACGGUAAAGAGUUCGACUUCCAUCUGCUACCAAGUGGAAUAAUCAAUCAAAAAUGCAAGUCCGUCAUCGGCAACGGCGUCGUGAUCCAUCUGCCAGGUCUCUUCGAGGAGUUGAAGAAGAACGAGCUGAAGGGCAUGCACGGCUGGCAGGACCGUCUCAUCAUCUCCGAUAGGGCUCACCUCGUAUUAGAUUUACAUCAACAGGUCGAUGGUCUACAAGAGGCUGAGAAGGGAAAGAAUUCGUUAGGUACAACUAAAAAGGGCAUCGGUCCCACGUACUCAUCGAAAGCGUCGCGCAACGGCAUCAGAAUAGGCGACCUACUGGGUGAUUUUGAUUUGUUUGCAGAAAAGUUCCGCACCCUUACUGAAAGCUACAAACGUAUGUUCCCCUCGUUGGAGGUGGACGUGGAGUCGGAGCUCACCCGGUACAAGGAGUAUGCCGCCAGGAUCAGGCCGCUAGUCCGGGAUACUGUGUCAUACCUUUACAAAGAGAUACAGAGCGGCAAACGAGUGCUCGUCGAAGGUGCCAAUGCCGCCAUGUUGGAUAUCGACUUUGGCACGUAUCCGUACGUGACGUCAUCGAACUGUAGCAUCGGCGGCGUGUGCACGGGUCUAGGGCUGCCACCGAACGUGAUCGGCGAGGUGUUGGGUGUGGUGAAGGCUUACACUACCCGAGUCGGCGAUGGACCCUUCCCUACCGAGCUUAACGACGACACCGGUAGACUGCUGCAAGAGCGCGGGCACGAGGUGGGCGUGACCACCAAGCGCGUGCGCCGCUGCGGCUGGCUCGACCUGGUGGUGGUCCGGUACACGGCCAUGGUCAACGGGUACACAGCAUUGUGUCUUACGAAGAUGGACAUUUUGGACACAUUGAAUGAAAUCAAGAUUGGUGUCGGAUAUAAACUGAACGGGAAGAAAAUCAGCUACUUCCCUUCUUCGAUGACGGAACUAAGCAAUGUGGAGGUGGAGUAUAUUACUUUGCCCGGUUGGGCUUGCAGUAUCGAGAAUGUACGGGAAAUGGACAAGCUACCGUCACAGGCGAGAGAUUACAUCAAAGCAAUUGAAGACUUCCUCACCAUACCUGUGAAAUUCAUAGGAGUCGGACCAGGCCGCGACAGCGUCAUAACCGCCGUCUAACGUACACUAUUGUGUGAUUAAUAUUAAAUAAAUCAAUUGUUAUAACUAUUAUUAUUAAACUCUUAAUGAAUAUUACCGCGGAUAACAAUAUUCUCACACAUAAUUUUUUUUUAUUUUUACGUCAAACGAGCCGUUGGUUUACUUCCUAAUAUAUAAAUCAAUUUAAUUGAAAAGCGUUAACUGUUUCGGCGGCAAUAAAUCUUGAAUACAUAGUAUUAGAAUUCAUUAUUGAAAUUGUAUCGAAAUCUUGAAUGUUUUGUUUCAUUAAUUUUUGAUUAUUUCUUUUUUGAUUUUUAACAGACUUAAAAUAAGGUUAUUAUUCGUGUACUGUACUUAAUAAUGAAACCGGUGCUUAGUUUCUUAGGGCUGAAUUUCUGGUGUACGUAGCACCACAUUAGUGUGCCUUAAAAAGGCGAAUUUGAAUUCUACUGACGACGUUUUACGGUUAAAAAUGAAAGUGAGAAAUUUGAUGUUUUUUAAUAACUUAAUGUUAAUGUGUUCAAGUUAAGGGAAUAAUGAAAACAAAUCGGAUCAUAAAUGAAAUUCAGCCCUAAGCAUCUUUUUUUUCGACAUCAAGUGUUUUUUUUUUACUUAUUAUUUUUUUAUCGAUUAACUUUUUAAUUCUAUUAACAAACCAGGGUUUAUUUUAGUCAAAAGACAAUGUAAUCGUCGCCCUAGUGCAAUUUAUAUAAUUAACUUUAACAUUAAAAUACUAAAUGGCCGUAGAGAGCACACGAGAACCCAGACGCAUUAUUAAUAUAGUUAUACCGGUUCUCUACUAUUAAAACUUUAAGUUCAAGUCAUAAACGCUUAUGGCGAAUGAUUAGAAAUUUCUAUUCUUUAAAGUUCCUAAUAGCAGUUUUUUAAAUUUACAAUGAGCGCGCAGGCGACGAUUUGGCUCGUUUAUGAAUGUUCAAAGAUCGCUAACGGCGUGAUGGUCUUAAAACUCUUGUUAUAUGAGUGCCUGUAGUUGUAUAUUAGUUUAUAACAUAUACUCAUAUUUGUAACGCUUUAUGCCGUGAAACGAACGAUAUUUUUGACAGAUGGCUGGCAACAACUUCUAAAAGUUGUAUGAUAAUUGAUAUAUGUCAGUGAAAAACUUUUUAUUCUCACAAAAUACUUAGUAGGUUAAGUAACACAUAGAUGCCAUCUUGAAUACAAACUAGUGAUUUUACAUUUAACAAAUCAAUAUAUUAGAUAUAAUUAUUUCCAGUGGAAAAUAUCCAACAUCCUUGCUUACAACCCUAUUAAAUGUUAUUAUAAUAUAAACUUAAACCCUGGCCGGUUAUAAUCUAACGAGACAGAUUACAAACCUGUGGUAUCGUUUAUAAAUAUUUUUAAAUUCGAGAUAUUUUAAAUUUUAUUAAGUACUCGGUAAAUCUGUUAUUAGCAUAUUCAAUUUUGCAAUGUCCCUUUUGACAAUAUUGCUAUCAAUUUCUUCUAGAAGUUUAACUUUUGGUUUUUAUUUAAUAGUUGUUUUGUCAAAAAUUUGCAUCGGAUAAUGGCUCAUGUAUACAUGAAAUUGACAGAUUUGUGUGAAAAGCAGUUGAGUUAUUGAGAAAGAAAAAAAGAAAGUUUUGUUUAUUCUUGACAAGAGGCAUAAAGUGUUAUUUGUAUGUAGACGAUUUUCAACUUUGAACGUAUUGUGUUGUUAUUGGUGCUUAGUACAAAUAGUUAAAUGUUAGAAAAAAAAAUUGUUUACCACCAGAAAGGCCUGAGUAUAUUUGUCAGCAAUAAAAUUGGGUAAAUAAGAUAGAAUGUAACCGCUUACUUAUAUUUAACGAGAGUUUUUGUGCGAAUGUAUAGUGUUUCCAUUAAAUUGCAUAUUCUGUAAACCGAGGAUCAGAUUUGUCACUCGCUUGCUGUCCACAUGAACUAUGCCUGACGGUGAAGAUGCGCGUGAUAUGUCUUGAAGAAACAUUAAAAUAAUAAUAAUCUAUUUAAAUACUGUAUCAAACUUUUUGAAGAAUAAUAAAAUGUUUGUGUUUACUUCACCAGUACUUAUCUACUUAUCGCACGUUGAGAACGAUAGUGACACAAUGCAAAAAAUGCGAUUUUGAGUAAUGAGCGUUUAAAGUUCAAGAAAUUGUAAUCAGCCCCUCUAAACAACGUAUCGUCACUACGCCACCUAGCAGUUUCUAUGCAAGCUACGUUUACAGGGAUCUUUGCAUUUUAAAGUUUAUACUUAACAAAGAAAAAUGUUGCCAAAAGUAAAAAAUACGUCGUUUUUGGUUAGUGACAUUGUCAUUCUCAACGUGCGUUAUUUGGACAUCUUGACCGUACAGCAAAGUAUUUGACGUAGUGUACCAUGAUAUUUUUAAUUUAACAUUUCCGUUGAACAUAAAGCCAAAUCUGAUUAUGUGGAUUUCAAAUUUGUUUUUUUUUGCUUAUAUUAAUUGCACAAAAGUUGAUGACAGACAUUUUUGAUAACAGUGGAACUUUUUGAUUACGGUCUCUCUAACCGUUUGCUUUUUUUUGGUUCAUUUUUAAUAUUGACGAAUGAAUGAUUUUAUAUGAUCAUACAUGUACUAAUUUUUUAUAUUUUACAAAUACAGAUAGAACUCUCAUUCCAAAGAUCUUUUGAAGUAUAUUGUACGUAGUUCAUGCUGUUAGUGAAUUGUUUCGCUUUUGCAAUGUUCUGUGGGGUGUGUUUUGUGAUAUCUAUAUUAUAUUAAUGUAAAUAUUUCAAUACAAUUACUUACUAUAAUAGGUACCAAUAAAUGAUGGUUUAUUCUUUU